GCAAAAACUAAUUUAAAGAUUUCUAAGAUGUCAGAUCUCACUAUCUACCAUCACCCAAUUUCUCCAUUUGCAGCCACAGUAGUGGCGGUUGCAAACCAUUUCAACAUCGAGCACACAGAAUAUAGGAUUGAUUUAGCAAUGGGAGUUCAGAAGGAAGAGUGGUUCUUAAGAAUAAACCCUGCUGGGAAAAUACCGGCCAUCAAGGAUGGUGACCACUGCAUGGGUGACUCGAUAGAGAUCUGUAAAUACCUGGUUGAGAGCAGAGAGAUCGACACAGCCUUCUUUCCAUAUAAAGAUGAGCAAAAAGUCCAAGAAAUUGAUGAUCUCAAGGAGAAAAUUAAAAACCUUGAACCAGCAACUCUCGAAAUCGCCAAAGCUUUCUGGGUGGAGCCAUGGAUGACCGGUUCGCCCUUCCCAGCCGGUGAGGUUGGCGAUAGGAUCAAACAGGAUAUUUAUGAUGUGCAUGAUAUCAUGGAAGCUCACCUUGUAGACAAUGGAACUAAGUUUCUUCACGAUGACAAGGAAGCAGGUAUCAUUGACUUCUGGGCCUUCAACCUUAUCUUCUCAUUAGUAGACAAGAACUUCGUAGAGUUUGAUAGGUGGCCAAAGCUGCAGAAAUGGUUUGAUGACUGAGCUCAGAUCCAAGCCCUUGACAAUAUUAGAACAAGAUCAUGGAGGUGGUUCAAGUUUUUUGACAUUCUAUUCAAAACGGUAUAUCCAACUAUCAGGUGCUUAUCCUGCAGAACUCUUGGAGUUACCUUACCAGGACAAUAA
This is a messenger RNA of Moneuplotes crassus, 774 nucleotides long. NCBI's taxonomy places the organism in Eukaryota, Ciliophora, Spirotrichea, Euplotida, Euplotidae. The record is from the annotation of a GenBank genome assembly.